Molecule: messenger RNA, 1457 nt
Organism: Morus notabilis
Lineage: Eukaryota; Viridiplantae; Streptophyta; Magnoliopsida; Rosales; Moraceae
Product: probable purine permease 10
Exons: 2
Coding region: 23-1210 (395 amino acids)
Cellular component (GO): membrane
Molecular function (GO): purine nucleoside transmembrane transporter activity
Source: RefSeq, a predicted model, not a curated record
CUCUCUCUCCUCAUCAUUUGACAUGGGAGAAGCACAAGUACGGCAACCCAGCGUCACUGCUCAGGAAGCUAAUGAUGCAAACCCUGAUGGCCACACAAAUGGUUCAAUCAACCAGUCGCCUAAUCCUCAGCCAAGAAGAAAACUUACAAGCUGGAUUCGAAUCGGUAUCUACGCGGUGUUUGUUCUUGCCGGUCAGUCGGCAGGAAAUCUGUUGGGGAAAUUGUAUUAUGACAAAGGUGGAAAUAGCACAUGGAUUGGAUCAUUUCUUCAGGUUGCAGGCUUUCCAAUCCUGCUUCCCUACUAUCUGCUCCCAUCAAGAAAGAAUAACAAUACCAGAACAGAAAUUAGCACCAAUACGAUCAGUUCGAAAUCGCCUUCUAUAUUUGUCCUUGCAUCAUUUUAUAUGGUUCUUGGCCUAAUAUUAGCAGCAGAUUGCUAUUUUUACUCUCUCGGGCUAAUGUACCUUCCUGUGUCUACUUACUCACUCUUAUGCGCAUCCCAAUUAGCCUUCAAUGCUUUGUUCUCCUUCUUUCUCAACUCGCAAAAGUUCACUUUCUAUAUCAUAAACUCCCUGGUGCUUCUCACGACCUCCUCUAUUCUCCUUGUGUUUCAAUCGGAAUCUGAAGACACUCCUAAUAUCUCCAAAGGGAAAUAUGUGAUCGGUUUCAUUUGCACCGUAGGGGCGUGUGCAGGGUACGGAUUGGUGCUCUCCUUGACACAGUUCCUCCUCAAUAGAAUCCUGAAGAGUGAAAGUCUUUCGGCGAUCGUAGACAUCAUAGUGUUUCGAUCACUUGUUGCUAGCUUGGGAACUCUUGUUGGGCUCUUUGCGAGUGGAGAGUGGAAGGUUUUGGAUGAGGAGAUGAACUCGUUCAGGCUUGGGAAGUUAUCCUAUGUCAUGACACUUGCAUGGAUAGCCAUAACAUGGAAGCUCUUCAGCAUUGGAUCAGUGGGGUUGAUUGCUGAGGUAUCUUCACUCUUCUCCAAUGGCAUGAGCGUUUCAGGUUUUCCUAUUGUCCCGAUUUUAGCAGUCUUCUUCUUCCAUGAGAAGAUGGAUGGGAUAAAGGUUAUGGCAAUGUUGUUGGCUAUUUGGGGUUUCACUUCUUAUGUUUAUCAGAAAUACCUUGAUGAUUAUGGUUCCAGGAAAGAGAGCCAAAAUGCCAUCAGUGAAACAAGAACUUCACCCCAUAGAGAAAGAGAGAUCAAUGUUUGAAUCUGUUUGAGAAACUUCUAGGAGUUUAGUUUUACUUGUUCUGUUAGAUUACACGUUUAUAGGAUAUAUUUGUUUUAAAUAACAUAAUUACUUAGAUAAUAAGAGCAAAUGGGUGUACUGAUUUGUGAAUGUUUAAAAUUCAGUUUUGCAACUGAAAUGGUAUUUGUGGAUAUUUAAAAUUCUCGGCUAAGUGGCAUUGUUUUUUCCGGAUGGGAAUUACCCGGAUCGUUUGUGUAAUUGUAUUUCA